This is a messenger RNA of Jaculus jaculus (lesser Egyptian jerboa), 534 nucleotides long. RefSeq names its product spermatogenesis-associated protein 33-like. Gene Ontology annotation, cellular component: nucleus; cytoplasm. Lineage: Eukaryota; Metazoa; Chordata; Mammalia; Rodentia; Dipodidae. The record is from RefSeq and is a predicted model, not a curated record. The coding region runs from base 148 to 468 and encodes 106 amino acids. The transcript is spliced from 3 exons.
CUCCUCCUCCUCCUCCUCCUCUUCGUCCUCCUCCUCCCCCUUCUCCCCCUCCUCCUUUCCCCCCACAGCUUGGGGCGGAGCUUUCGUGAGGUCUCGCGCUUCACACCGUUGCCGUGGUGACCGGUGUUCUGAAGGGGUGUGGGUUUUAUGAAUGAGGAGCAACAGAAGACCCCCACCCAUUCAGUUCCAAAGGCUGAGGACAAGAUGACGGAGGAGGCCAAACAGGGAGAUAAGACCUUGAAUCAGACAUCCGAUAACCUGUUAGGUUCGGGAUCAUCCAGGCACCCGAGGCCUUCAGUUUCCUUUAAAGAAAAACCUGACGCAAAACAAAAAGCAAGCAAGAAGAAAGCUGCUAUUCCAAAAAUUGUCAUCACUCCGCCCUCAACUGAGAUGCUAAUGGGCUAUGGUCUUUCUGAUAAUGAAGAGCAGAAAGCAGUUCGGGAACACACUGUACGGGGUCCUUACUAGUGGCAUAGGGACCCCAGUGCACGGCCUAUGAACCUACUACCAAAGAAUAAAGGAGCAAUCCCAGCA